CUACGGUGAGAUUCGAGCUGCGACUCUGGCAGAGUCUGGAGGUCGAAGCCCACGGCUUCCCGAUUCCUCUUCCCGGGUUCGUCGCCCACGCUGCGACAAGCGCGCUUUCCUGCCUUGGCUCCAGCUCCUUUCUGCCUGGACUGCAGCAUGUUUGGGGCACUGAGAGGACAAAGAUAAAGCCCCCCUCUGACUCCUCUGUGCUCCACGAUCUCCGAAGAGACGAGACCACACAAUUCUGUGUGCUAAAUAGUCAAGGACGAAGAUUGUGCAGACAGAAGUCAGUGCUUACCUGCUGUCCCUCCGGAGCACACCACUGAUUUUCAGAAUGGCCACAGCCCCUCAGGCGCCAGGGAGGGGAUCUGUUCGUAAGACGAGACCUUUAGUUGUAAAGACUUCCUUGAACAAUCCAUAUACUAUCUGCUGGAGUGCUCUGGACAGAGAGGAUAUGCACUUCAUAUUACAGACGCUGGAAGACAGGUUUAAGUCUAUUGGACUUCAGAAGAUUGAGGACAAGAAGAGAAAGAAAAAAACAGCUGUUUUGAAAAAAGGGAAAGGAAAACGCUGCAUAGACAGUGAUGUCAGUGAGGAGCUGAAGGAGAAAAAACCAGAGGCUAAGCAGCAGGUGUCAGGGUGGACACCCGUGCACGCCAGGAAGCAGCUUACAAUUGGUGUUAAUGAAGUUACCAGAGCCCUGGAAAGAGGUGAGCUGCUCUUAGUUCUGGUGUGCAAGUCAGUUAAGCCUGCCAUUAUCACCUCCCACUUGAUCCAGUUAAGUUUAAGCAGAGCUGUUCCUGCUUGUCAGGUUCCCAGGCUCAGUGAAAGAAUUGCCCCUGUCAUCGGCUUAAAAUGUGUCCUAGCUCUAGGAUUCAAGAAGGACACCACAGACUUUGUUGAUCAGGUCAAGGCCAUCAUUCCCAGAGUACCCAGUCUCAGUGUACCAUGGCUUCCAGACAGAAUUGGAGAUUCCACGGAAAACUUAGAGAAUGAAUCUUUGGAAAGCCAAGACCAAGAAAUUUUAGACACUUCUUUUGAAGACCUCUCAAAACCUAAAAGAAAGUUGGUUGACAGUCAGACUUCAGCGGUAGCACUACAGCCCCUUAAAAUAAAGAAACUGAUUCCAAACCCUAGUAAGAUAAGGAAACCACCCAAAAGUAAAAAAAACACUUCAAAGUAAUGUUGUAGAAAUUGGUCGCGUCAUAACAAUUUUUAAAACGACACCUCGUGAUGCCUUGAAACUAAUAAAAUGAGUUAUAUUUACGUAUAUUCCCAGAAUCCUCUGAUACUGUUCUUUUCCAGUGUGUAAGACGUCAUCACUGCCUGCCACAGAUGUGCUGACGCUUAAAAAGCACUAAAUGCAGAAAAUGUUAAAAAUAUAUGAAUAUCCGAACAAAAGUUUAUUGAAACUAAUGUCCAUGCUUGUAUAAAUUCACUUUUUUAAAGGCUGGUACAAUGCUUGUAGGCAAGAACGUGUGUGUCGUCUACAACACUUAACAUUUUCUGUCGAACUCGGAAGGUGCCACGCUAGACGUUCUAGUUAAAUGGGCAGAGGUAACCGCACUGGAGAAACAUCAGUUUUACCUUCAGAAGCAACACAUCAUGUUUUAUUUACUUCAUGGCAAGUUGACCUUCUGAGUAGGUAGGCAUAGACUCAGACUUGGGAGAAAGGCCUGGUAUUUAUAGAAAAACCCAGAUACGGUAUUUUGACUAAUUAGAAUGCAUCUCCCCCCACUUACAUGGUUAACUUCCUUAGAAAUCUUCUACAAAAAGCAUGAUGGUGAUCAGAUAAAAUGUGUUGAGAAAAAUCUGAAGAACUUGGAUUCUCAGAAGUGGCUGUGUGCCAGCUGUGUGGCUGUGUCCUUCAGGUCAGAAAGUGGAGCAUAAUCAAUACUAUUUACAGUGUGUUUAGAAAAGUCACUUUCUGUAAUUUAGAGGGAAUUAUUACAUUGCCAGAACUUUUUUCAGGUUAAAUUCUGGCUGACUCAAAUUAUGCCACCUCUUCAUUCAUGGUCAAAAAGAAAAAAAAAGACAAAAACAGAAAAAACAAAGUUACCUUAUAGGAUAGAGCAUUUUCAUAACAAAAGUGCAGGACAAAGUAGUUUUUUUUUUUAAUCAAUAAGAUGAUACCUUUGAAUUUUCUCAUAGCUACUUUUAUUUAUUUAUUUGUAGAGGCAGAGUCUCACUUUGUUGCUCUUG
Messenger RNA from Otolemur garnettii (small-eared galago), 2193 nucleotides. It is a transcript of the gene RPP38, whose product is annotated as ribonuclease P/MRP subunit p38. The transcript is spliced from 3 exons. The record is from RefSeq and is a predicted model, not a curated record. NCBI's taxonomy places the organism in Eukaryota, Metazoa, Chordata, Mammalia, Primates, Galagidae. Gene Ontology annotation, biological process: tRNA 5'-leader removal. Bases 326 to 1174 code for a protein of 282 amino acids. Gene Ontology annotation, cellular component: nucleolar ribonuclease P complex; ribonuclease MRP complex; fibrillar center. Gene Ontology annotation, molecular function: ribonuclease P RNA binding; ribonuclease P activity.